CCUCAGCCCCGGACGGGCCAGCUCGGGGAUUUACCCCCCCCCCGGCGUCGGCGUGGGAGAGGCGGGCGUGGGUUCGGGGGGGGGUGUCACGUCGGGUGGGGGGGCGAGCUCCAUGCUGGGCCAGCAGGGCGCCCCCUGCCGGUUGCAGAUGCCCGCGGGCGCCUUCGGGGUGGCGGCGGCGGCGCUGCUCCUGCUGCUGAUGCUCCCGGCGCUGCAGCGGUUCUCCGGGCGCCUUUUCUCCGCCUCCUCCUCUUCCUCCAUGGCGGCCGAGCCUCCUCUUCCUCCCGCGGCGGGCGGCGGCGUCUCGGCCGCCUUCGUCACCUGCCCCAAUGAGACGGUGGCCAAGGACCUCGCCAGGGCCCUGGUGGAGCAGCGGCUGGCGGCCUGCGUGAACGUCCUGCCCGGCGUCACCUCCAUCUACCGGUGGAAGGGCGCCGUCGAGGAAGACGCGGAGGUGCUACUGCCUCACACAGAGCCCUGCCUGCAGAGCUGGGGGUCCCUCAACGUUACUCUUCCCCCCCCCCGCCAGAUGAUCAAAACACGCAGCUCCCGGGUCUCAGCGCUGGCAGAAUAUGUCCGGUCGGUACACCCCUAUGAAGUGGCCGAGGUGAUCGCCCUCCCCAUCCAGCAGGGAAACCCCCCGUACUUGCGGUGGGUGGAAGAGGCCGUGCCCCCCGAGUGAGGGGGGCCCUUGAGCAGUCUGUCUCCCCAAUAAAGCCCCACCCAGGCCUGAGGGGGAGGCCCAGGCCGCGAGGC
Messenger RNA from Crotalus tigris (Tiger rattlesnake), 756 nucleotides. RefSeq names its product cutA divalent cation tolerance homolog (gene CUTA). The transcript is spliced from 6 exons. The coding region runs from base 113 to 682 and encodes 189 amino acids. The record is from RefSeq and is a predicted model, not a curated record. Gene Ontology annotation, molecular function: copper ion binding. NCBI's taxonomy places the organism in Eukaryota, Metazoa, Chordata, Lepidosauria, Squamata, Viperidae. Gene Ontology annotation, biological process: response to metal ion.